GAGGUUUAUUAUUCUCGCAAAUGGAUUUAAUCGAAUUGACCGAUUUGUAGAAUUUUGCAAGAAACGGCGCGAAGAACUGCAUCAGUUACGAAUCAGCGAUCCGCGACUGUGAUCGAUGAUGCGUGUACAAUGACGAUGACUGAAAUGUAAAGAGAGAAAAGAAAAAAAGGCGAGAAUAGGCUAGCUUUAUUUUUCUGUCACGCGUCUUUACGCGGUGAAAGUAUUCGAUUCGGAAGGGGGAGUUUAACUGCGGACAGGUAAUAAAGCGGCAGACGGCACCUCGGCAUUGAACGAACUUGAAUUUACCGUCAGUUCACGGUCGUUCGUUCGAGCUUACCGUUUCUAUCUGCAUCAUGCGUGCGAUUUUGCUGCUCAUCGUCCUGGCACAUGUCAAGCUCGAGGCAUACGCAGAGGAAAUUUGGCAGCAGGACCUGUCUAAAGACAUGCAAAUAGGUGCAUCCGUCGAAGGCUACGAUCGCGUAGGAUUGCGAUGCGGUGCCGAAAAGAUGACUGUGGAAUUCAGAACGACGGAGGAUUUUUCGGGAGUGAUUUACACACAGGGUAAUUUUUACUCCCGAGAACCAUCCUGCUUCCUCGAUCCAGUUCGGGGCAGAAGUUUUACUAUGAACAUCCCUUUGAACAAAUGCGAUACCGAGAGGGACGGAGAAAAAUAUAGCAACGUCGUAGUCAUCCAACACGAUGACGAGCUAUUGACACCAGGUGAUGCUGCUUUUACAUUAGAAUGUGACUUUUCAAAACCGCGUCAAUUGACGGUAUCCGCGGAUUUAAAUGGCAGCAAGAGAAGAUCCACUAGAUCGAGUAUAGCUCUCGUCGAUGCUGAUCCAGGAAGGGACAGAAGAAAAAGGGCGGCAUACGUGGAAAGCUACGACGACGAAGUUGUUUUCGUGCCGCAGAAAGCAUAUCGUAAGACAAACGACGAAUUGUGAGAUACCAGUGUGUGCUAGCUUUUAAUAAAGAACCAAACGCACAUUUUGCUCUCUUUUUAUUCCGUUUUUUCGGCCGAUAAUCAUCAUUUUUUUUCAUUGAUUUUUCACUGAAAAUUUUAUUUCUUCGUUCGUGAAGUUUCCGCUGGCACAAUCUGAUGGUCUUCUCGCAAAUUCUACAGUUUCUUUGACAUUGAGCACAUUCAGCGAACGCAACAGUUGCCGCAGGAACAAGAAUUAUCCAUAUUUCGAGAUUCUCGUUAAAAAUAUUUUUCCCAAAAAUUAUUUAACUCGCUGAACGUGAUCGUUGUCACAAAAAAUAAAAACACGUCUCCGAAUUGA
Nylanderia fulva is the source of this 1286-nucleotide messenger RNA. RefSeq lists its product as uncharacterized. Lineage: Eukaryota; Metazoa; Arthropoda; Insecta; Hymenoptera; Formicidae. The record is from RefSeq and is a predicted model, not a curated record.